UGUGGGCCAGAUUGGAUGGUUCAGUGGGCUGGAUUUGGCCCGUGAGCCGCAGGUUGAUGAUCACUAGUCCAGAGAAAAUAGUUGAUUUUUGAUGAGGCUGCUGGUCUGUCUCUCUGGACUUGACCUCUGGUCAAAGGGUCAAGAAAUGUUGGUGCAUAUUUUCACUCCCCACUCUGGAAAUCAAAUGUAAAUGAUUUCCAACAGGGGGCGCUGACUCUGUGCUUCUUAUGUGUAGUGUUAAAAUAAGACAAAAUGAGUCAAAAUCCAAAACCAAAGGUCACCGAGGACCAACUUUGUGUUUUUGGCUCAUUUUCCCACAAUUCAUUUCACAUUAACCUCUGUUGACGUCUGAUCCUUCUUCAGUUUUGUUUUGUUUUUGGUUUUGUCAGGAUGAAGACACAGCGCAUGUGGCUGCGAGAGCGCCCCCUGCUGAAAGUCACUCCUCUGUCCUCGUCCUUGAAGACAAGUCAAGAAUCGUUCUAUCUCUGCGGCGUUUCCUCGGAGACAGCGACACUUUCUGGGUCACGAACGAGAACUUUGGGUUUUGAGUCGACCCCUGAAAGAGGGAAUCUAUGUCUGGGCCCGGACUGAGUUAUGACGUCAGCGGCGUGAAAGAGAGUUUUUUUAAACCAAUGUGUCUGAGCGAAGUGUCCACCUGUGGCUCCAGACCUGGUCGAUGGAGACCCCCGUGAGGAGGAUCCAGGUGUGGAGGGAGGGUCAGGAUCAGCUCAGGAUGUUUCCUGUCACAGGAUCAGCCGGUGAUUUGGACACAGACGGAGAGAUUUGUGUGGAUGGUGUCACAUGACCACGACAACAGCAGCUCAACAGAACCACAGCAGCUCAACAGAACCACAGCAGCUUCACUGUAAAAGAAUGAAGGACAAAAUCCACAGGAACCACUGGAAAUCUGUGCUGGCGCUGUUGUCCACAUGUUAGUGGAGGUCAUGCCUCUGGUGAAGAGAGUCAUUCAACCUCGUCACCUGUGCCGCAGCGCUGUACCUGAGGGAGGCAGCGAUGAGCUGGAGUUUGUAGCCAACAAGAGUCUGUCGUCCAUCAUCCUGCAGCUCAGCAGUCUCAGUCAACAUGCUGAGAGUGUCUUCAGAGAACUUUUCCACGAAGCCAACGUCUUCUGUGCGCGUGCGAACUCCCUCCAGGACCGCAUCGACCGCCUGGCUGUCAAAGUCACCCAGCUGGACUCCGGUGAGGAGGAAGUCUCUCUCAGAGUCAUCAACCUGAGGAAGGCCUUCAGGAGCUCCACGCUCCAGGAUCAGCAGCUCCUGUCCAACGGCAGCAUGACCGACGCCGUGGCUGACCUGUACAACAGCAGCGACAGGCCGCCUCCCCUCAACACACUCACCGUGUACAGGGAGGAUUCUGUCGACGCCAUGAAAUUCUACUCCGACCCGUUGUUCUUCUUUGACCUGUGGAGGGAACGGAUGCUCCAGGACACGGAGGAAAAGAGGAAACUGAGAAGACGGCAAAAGGAGCAGCAGAAGCCGUGUCUGGAGUGCAGCACUCUGCAGCGUGAGGGGAGGCGGGUGAGGAAGGCCCGGAACCGCAGGCAAGAGUGGAACAUGAUGUCGGUGGACAGAGAGCUGCGUUCAGACCGCUCACGUCCUCAGACUCUGAGCCGGGGAGCAUCGUCGGAGAGCGCCCUCUGUCUGCACAGCAGACCGGACCUCCUCAACCACCCCGUCCCUCCCCCGCCCCCCCACGCUGCUUGUCGCUCUGCCAAGUCUGUUGAUUUUAUCCCUGGGAACGUGAACUCAUCACCACCUGUGGAGCAUGAAUACCACAGCAUUGACGUCAACUACAAGAGAGUGACCUACGCCCUGCCAGAUCCUCAGGCUGAAGACAGACAGAAGGGCUCGGUACUGCCACCUGCAGGCCAUAACUGUAUGCCCCUGCCUCCACUUCCACACCUACCUCUACCCCCACCUCCACCUCCAGGACCUCCGCCUCCAGGCCCUCCUAUCCCAUCAGCACAGACAGCUUUUGCUUUCCCUCUGCCACCAUCACCACACGAUGGAGUCUUGCUCGUCGGCCCGGGCUUCCCGCUUCCACCUGUCCCACCUUCAGGACCUCACAUGGUUUCUCCCCCUCAUGGUCCACCACCUCCACCUCUCCUUCCUCCCCCAGCUUCUCCGUCAUGUCUUCCGUGUCACAGCAGUGGGAGCAGAGCUGAGACUAAACCUGUGGGAGAUGCCAGAAGUGAUCUUCUGGCCGCCAUACGUGUGGGCAUCAAGCUAAAGAAAGUCCAGGAACAACAGGAGCAGCAGGACAAACGAGAGCCGGCGGGGAACGACGUGGCCUCCAUCCUGUCCCGACGUGUCGCUGUGGAGUUCACCGACUCCGAGGACGACUCAGAGCAGGACGAAAAGGACUGGUCAGACUGACUGACCCUGGCGUUCAUCCAGGGGUCACAUGUUGGCAUUCUAAUAGUAAUAACUGAACAGAAAAACACUGAGGGUUGAAAACACUGAUCAAAUUGAGAAAAUACCUGAGCUUUAACCUUUGGAAAUUAUCUGUCUUUGAAUUUUUGGACCUACCCUCCAUAUGUUCUUGUCCAAAAAUCCUCUCUGUGUGAAUGUCAUUUGAACAGUUGCAGUUUUGUAUCCUCUAAUGUAAUGAAACAUUCCUCACAUUAUGUUUGACCUCACACUGUUUUAAAUGUCGUCUUAACUUGUGUCCAAUUUUAAAAUCAAACGUGGAACAUGUUCAGAACAAGUGAUAACAGUAAUAAUAAUAAUGCUGUGUCAGUACAUUGCUGCUGUUUAUUGAUUGACAGGUAAACAGUCUGAAAAUUAUUGUUUUGUAACACUGUCUCUUUAAGGGCUCCGUGUAAUCCAACCAGUCCCUAAACAUAUCAAUCAUUUUCAGC
Cynoglossus semilaevis (tongue sole) is the source of this 2881-nucleotide messenger RNA. Its product is annotated as wiskott-Aldrich syndrome protein family member 3-like. The transcript is spliced from 13 exons. Gene Ontology annotation, cellular component: cytoskeleton; SCAR complex. Gene Ontology annotation, molecular function: protein kinase A regulatory subunit binding; actin binding; Arp2/3 complex binding. The coding region runs from base 930 to 2396 and encodes 488 amino acids. Gene Ontology annotation, biological process: positive regulation of Arp2/3 complex-mediated actin nucleation; actin cytoskeleton organization. Lineage: Eukaryota; Metazoa; Chordata; Actinopteri; Pleuronectiformes; Cynoglossidae. The record is from RefSeq and is a predicted model, not a curated record.